Messenger RNA from Physcomitrium patens, 2820 nucleotides. RefSeq lists its product as uncharacterized. The record is from RefSeq and is a predicted model, not a curated record. Gene Ontology annotation, molecular function: ATP hydrolysis activity; signal recognition particle binding; GTPase activity. Lineage: Eukaryota; Viridiplantae; Streptophyta; Bryopsida; Funariales; Funariaceae. Gene Ontology annotation, cellular component: signal recognition particle receptor complex; endoplasmic reticulum membrane. Gene Ontology annotation, biological process: SRP-dependent cotranslational protein targeting to membrane; intracellular protein transport.
UCUGUCUGUCCCUUCCCUCCGUGUUCUCUUCCUCUCCUCUCCUCCCCUCUGUCACCCUCCAGGUCUCCCUCCAGGUCUCUUCCCUUCCUCGUAUCGCCUCCCCGCUGUGAUUUCCUCCCUCCCCUCCUCAACCCUCUCUUUUUUUUUUACUUGUUUUGUUUUGUUUUGUUUUGGGUAUCCUUGUGGGGUUUGGGUGUUUAUUAGUAGCACUGGUCUAUCAUACCCUAUGAGCUCUUUUUUCUUUCCUUGCACGCGUCGUGUAUGCGUCUUCUUACGUGUUCAGCCACUCCAUGUCUGUUUCAAGGGUACCUGGUUAAAGCCCUGUAGUAUCAGCUUUUGAUUGUGAGAUUGCGGACUUGUAAUGUGUUUCGGCGUCUGAGUUAUACGUGUUUUCCGCUUCAAACGUUUCUAUCCAGGGAUCUAAGCCGUCUAGCUUCUUCGUGCACAUCUUUUGCGGAGUUACGCAACGUUGUCUUCUUCGACGUAUCAAAACCAGCUAUAUUCCGCUCUUAUAAAAUACGAUCCCUUUUACCUUGCUGCUCUUUCGACUUCCCAGAACCCUAAUUUGGAGGAUUGUCAGCCAUCACGACAAAACAAUGUUGGAGCAAUUUCUCAUUUUUACUCGGGGCGGUUUGGUGCUGUGGUCUUGCCUGGAAGUCGGGAAGGCUCUGAAAGGUUCACCAGUUGAUGCCCUCAUCAAGACAUGUCUUUUGGAAGAAAGAGCGGGUGACUCUUCAUUUCAAUAUGACGCGGCGGGGGCCGGAUAUACGUUAAAAUGGCGAUUCCACAAUGAACUUGGUUUGGUCUUCGUGGCUGUGUACCAAAGAAUGUUACAUCUUCUAUACGUGGAUGAGCUUCUGGAAAAAGUCAUGCGAGAGUUUUCUAUAUUGUUUGUUCCAACUCGCACAGUUUAUCAUGAUUUCGAUGACACUUAUCGGCAGCUAUUGAAAGCAGCUGAAGCAAAUUCUCACUUCAAGCGUGUUGGGCAACACCGGCACAUAGAUAAUCCAAGGAAAGGUUCUGAGUCGCAAGCACGAAAUGCGCAGACUGGGAGGAAAAGUGAUAAGUCAGCUGGGAAGAGUUCAGGGUCAAAUGACGAUGGGGCCGACGAAGACGGUGAAGCGGAUGGUAGCAAGUUUGGCCCUGUGGGUUACAGCAAUGGUACAGGCAAUGGGCAUGCCAAUGGGAACAAAGCCAACGGACUUGGUAGUACAAAGAGUGGUAGGAGCAGUGCAAGUGGAAGCAGUAGUGAUGAGGAUAGUGUCGCGCACAAGACAUCUAGCGAGAAUGCGUUUGACGUAAGUAAGUUAGCUAAGCUUAGGAACAACAAGUCAAAGAAAGCCACAUCUGGCAUGGAAGGUCCGAAGGGUACUUCUAAGGAUGAUGCCGUGUCUAAGAAGCCGCAGAAGAAGAAUAGGGUUUGGGGUGAUGCUCCCCCUCCGUCGAAGCUAGAUUUUACGGAUCCCGUAUCUGUUGAUCAGGGCGAUGAUGGCGUUGAUAUUGCUGUUGUGGAGAAAGGAUUGAGUUUGAUGGACAAAGACGAUGACGACGAGAGUUUUCGAGUUGAAGACAUGAUGGUGGAGGUUGAGAAAGAGAACGGAGGCAAGAAAGCAGCUUCUAAAAAGGGUUGGUUAACUUCUCUGGUUCAAAGUGUCGCAGGGAAACCAGCUCUUGAGUAUGCGGAUCUGGAGCCGGCUCUCAAAAUUUUCAAAGAACGGUUGAUGACAAAGAAUGUGGCUGCAGAUAUUGCUGAGAAACUGUGCGAUUCGGUUGCUGCAAGUCUUGUUGGGAAGAAACAGGGCUCUUUUACGCGUAUUACUACCACCGUUCAAGCAGCUAUGGAGGAAUCUCUGGUCAGAAUUCUAACACCAAAGCGUUCUGUCGAUAUCCUGCGUGAUGUCCACCAGGCUAAGGAGGUUGGUCGACCCUACACCAUUGUCUUUGUGGGUGUCAAUGGAGUAGGCAAGUCCACCAAUCUGGCCAAGGUGGCAUACUGGCUGCAACAACAUGACAUCAAGGUGAUGAUGGCUGCUUGUGAUACUUUUCGUUCGGGUGCUGUCGAGCAGCUUCGCACCCAUGCUCGCAGACUUCAGAUUCCUAUAUUUGAGAGGGGUUAUGAGAAAGAUCCUGCUGUAGUCGCUAGGGAUGCCAUAUAUGAAGCGAAACGCACAAAGCAGGAUGUUGUCCUUGUCGACACUGCUGGACGUAUGCAGGAUAACGAACCUCUUAUGAGGGCUCUAUCAAAGCUUAUCAACAUGAAUGACCCUGACUUGGUGCUGUUUGUUGGAGAAGCUCUGGUUGGCAAUGACGGUGUUCACCAGCUCACCCAAUUCAAUCAGAAACUAGCCGAUCUUUCAUCUACUUCCUCCCAGACGCAGAGCAUUGACGGGAUUUUACUCACCAAAUUUGAUACAAUUGAUGACAAGGUUGGAGCAGCGCUGUCCAUGGUUUACACCUCAGGUGCGCCUGUUAUGUUUGUAGGCUGUGGUCAGAAUUACACCGACUUGAAGAAGCUCAACAUCAAGUCUGUCAUGAAAUCCCUCCUGACCUAAACGUGUUGUUGAUCCACAUCUCUAGCACUGUGAUGUUCAUCCACUGCCAUUUUCCUGUCAAGCUUCUCUGAAGUAUGUGUGGUAGGGACGACUGUAGACUUAAAUCGUCUAUGAGGUAGUAUUCGUGAUUUUGUGAUGGGUCACGUCUGCCACGUGUGGGUUUAUCAAUACAUAGUGAAUAUACUGUGCCCCGUCAUUCUGUGUAAUGACUAACCGUUUAUGUAUAAUACAUCAUGAAUACCCUCCCUUGUCCUACAUUAUCCUGAAA